GGCGCCCACCUGGCGCUGAUCGAUUCCCUCAUGGCCGCCUUCGUCGCCGAGGCCACCCGAAAUUUGGGGGCCCCCCCAGGAGCCCCCCCGGGACCCCAAUCCUGGGAACCCAAAAUUUUGGCUUGGCUGGAGACGGUGAAUCGGAAGCUGCAGGAGAGGACGGAGAAAGAGGGGGGGGGGCCGGCCCCGAAUUUGGGGGUCCCCGAGAGCUCCACGGCGCCCCCCGGAUGCGGGCACAAGGUUGGGGGGAAAUUUGGGGGGGACCCCAAAAAAUCCUAAAAAAUUCCCUGAAAAAAUCACAAAAAAUCGU
This is a messenger RNA of Onychostruthus taczanowskii (white-rumped snowfinch), 310 nucleotides long. Its product is annotated as calmodulin-regulated spectrin-associated protein 3-like. The transcript is spliced from 2 exons. The annotation marks the transcript as partial. NCBI's taxonomy places the organism in Eukaryota, Metazoa, Chordata, Aves, Passeriformes, Passeridae. The record is from RefSeq and is a predicted model, not a curated record.